Gigantopelta aegis is the source of this 2780-nucleotide messenger RNA. RefSeq lists its product as uncharacterized. The transcript is spliced from 8 exons. NCBI's taxonomy places the organism in Eukaryota, Metazoa, Mollusca, Gastropoda, Neomphalida, Peltospiridae. Bases 795 to 2696 code for a protein of 633 amino acids. The record is from RefSeq and is a predicted model, not a curated record.
GUAAAAAUGGUUUCGUCGAUUUAAAUCACGUUGUCAUCGUAAAUGUACCCUGUAAUGAAACACUUGAAUGUCUCCUCUUGUCGGCUUUUUAAUUAAACAACGAUAUUUCUAAAUACAUUAAGGCGAAAACUUAAUCGGCAGAUCGGUUGAUUUUGCUAUCGACCUAUGCGAAUCGGCAGCCAUUAUUGAAAGUUUGUCUAACCUUGCAUCACAUGUGACGGAGGGCGUGGUUAACUCGUCAUACGGAGGGGUCAAUUGCACUUAACCCAAACUUAUUGAAAACUAACCCAAAGUUAUUGCAUGAAAACUAACCCUGGGUUAAUGAAAACUAACCCUGAGUUUGCUAACCCAGAGUCAAAAGUGUUUUUCAGCAACGUUUUUUUAACGAGUGAUUGGCCAACCCUGGUUAUGGAAUUUAACUCAAAGUUAGUGUUAAUCAGUGAUUAAGUUAACCCAGGUUUCGAAUAACCGGUCCCUGCAGGCUACGAUUAAGUAUUUCCGGUGUAUGUAUGUAUUGGACUUUGGAGACGGCUUGGAGUUGAGAGUCGACUAUAAACCAAAUCGGUCGCCUAACAAAGUUAUGUUUUUUUAAAACACUAUUUUGUUUCCUGUGAAAAUAGACGUGGUUAGUUUGCAAGAUCCUAGUAUUGUACGUCGCAUAAAUCGUUCAAUAACCUCGGUCAUUCUGAUACGGCUGAAGUGCCAAAUGCGUACAUACCUUCACUGACUUUUUCUUUUUCUGUUUUAACUCGGGAGAGGUCUUAAUAACUCAAACACUGAGACCUAAAUCAAAAAUGAUUUUUCAGACAAAACUGGUAUGCGUUUUUGGUAUUGUUAUAACAGUCUGUCUACUUACUGUGCAGUCUAACACCGACUCUGUAAUUAAGGAAUUAUACAAGAAGAUAUCAGAUCUGCAAGAGAAGAAAGAUACCAAAUACAAACCUUUUCAACAAUGGAGGAAGGAAAAGGGAGGCUAUGGCAGCGAGGUAAAGGUCAACACACAUGGACCACCAUUACUAGCUUUUAUCCGUGACAUGCAGGGCGUGUAUGACAGUAAUAUGUUCGGGACGUCAUGGAUCACUAUAGUUCUGAUGGAAGCCUAUCUGUAUGGAGAUGGUCCAAAACCGUCAUCAAAGCAGAUUGUUCUAGCUCUAGAUUCCAUCAGCAGUUACCAUGACAAGAACCGUCACUACAAUUCGUCCAUCAUGAAUUUCUGGCAACAGAGGUACAACGAGUCGGUGGACUUCUGGCAGAGCUCUCCCGAUAAUCUCUACCACGUACUGGAUAUUAUCCGCAGUCUGCCAAUAAAGGAUAUAGAGAAACUUCUCGACUGGUUGGGCCUUAAAGAUGUGGAAAAGUUCGUAGAUAAACUCUAUAACAUGGUAUACUCCGCCGGCAGUGCUUUCCAAAUACCUCCGGACUUUGACGACAGUUUCUUGAACCUAGGCCUCGGAAGCUUGCUGUUGGAGAUGAAAGCCGAUUUCCCCACUGAACUGUCAUUGUGGAAAGAAAGCAACACGAAUGUGACGUCAGUGUUUGACGCUUUGAAGAGAUACGCCUACCGACCAUUCUCGGCCAAUAAAAACAUCAAUACCAUAGAUCCGAGGACCUAUUUCUACAUCCGACAUUUUCUUCUCGAUGCGCAUGACAAAUCACAAGAUGUUGCGCUAGUUACCACAUGGAUUCAGGACAUCGAGGAGGUGAUGGCGACGUACAAAAAAGGCGUUGCCAUGCCGUUUGGUAUAAACAAUGUUGAUGUCACAGUGUCAGCCAACUUCCUGUAUGGUGUGACGUCAUCAGUGUUGUGUGGACUUCAGCCAACUAAUAUUCUAGACGACAAACAAAUACAGCAAAUCUUUCUGAAUACGACUUUACUGAUUGCAUACGAAAUCAACGCAGAGUUCAUUGGUCGACGCGACCUUGCCCUUGUAUACUAUCCGUCACUAUUCGAAUUGUACUUCUUCGUAGCAAGGACAUAUGCUCUACUUGAAAGGACUGCAAAGUACAGCAAGUUACCACACCCAGCACUUGUAGAAGUUAUGUCGAUUCUGGCUCCAGUCUUGAAGGGUAAAGUCACACACGUGAUCUUGGACCAGGCCAAGCCAUUAGGAGACGACAUGGUUUUCUUUGAUGACUUUCUGGGGGACGGAGACUACACACGAGACAACAAAACAAUCAUACGAGCAGAAGACAGGAUAUUCACGACAGCUAUGGCUGUGAACUGUCUCAUUCGAACGUGGACAGUGUUUGACGAUAUAACAGGAAAACUUGUGUGGAUGAAAGAAACACCAUCAAAAGUAAUAGAAACUGCAUCCAAAGCGACCAAAUGGCUGACUGCUUUUACUCUGUCUGGCGACUAUAAACCUUGGAACACAUUUUUUUCUGGUUCCCGUAAAAGUUAUGAUAGUCUGCCAUUUUGGUAUCCAAUAAACCGACUGCAGUAUUUGAACGGCACGGAAAUCCACGACCAUAUACACUUCCCUCACGGGCUUUUCAUGCUCGGUGUCGAGGGCGUUAUUCCGGAAGCCCAGUAUGAAGCAAAUUUCAACCAAUCGCAUUUUGGAAUGAAGACGCCAACGAAAUUCUACGGCUACAAUGCUGGCAAGAGUGUCUUCCCCUUCUGGUCGUCUGACACGUAUACAUACGCCGUGACGAUGCUGGCGUUAGCACAGUUUGAAAAUACGGUACAACACUAGGCUACUAGAGACUAUAAGGAAAAUGAGAAACUUCAGAAGUUUGCACCAUUAAAUUUGGAUUAUAUUAAACUCCUUCAGAUCUGA